GUCUCGGGCUCUCGGCUCGGCUCGGCCACCCAACGGGCAAGACGACGAGGGUUUUUGCCGCCGCCAUGGCGAUCCCUCGAGCACGUCUAACUCGCCUGCUCCUCCACUUCGGCAGCCGGGGCUCCAGAUUCCUAGCGCAACCCUUCUCUACCUCUUCCUCCGCACACGGCCUCUUCCCCUCUCUGUGGCCAACGCCGUCCACCGCCGGCGCGUGGCGGCGCGCGUUCCACGAUGGGCGGCCGCGAGGGCCGCUGUGGCGGAGCAAGAAGCUGAUCGGGAAGGAGGCCUUAUUUGCGAUCCAGGGCCUCAAGCGGUUCAAGGGGGACGAGGAGAAGCUAGCGGAUUUCGUGCGGCGGUAUGUGGCCAGACUGCUCAAGGCGGACAAGCUUGCCGUGCUCGGCGAGCUGGAACGCCAGGAGGAGGUCGAUCUGGCUGUCAAGAUGUUUAGGAUCAUACAAAAGGAGGACUGGUAUAAACCAGAUAUUUACAUGUACAAAGACUUGAUUAUUGCAUUAGCCAAAUGCAAGAAUAUGGAGGAAGCAAUGGUAAUCUGGGGGAACAUGAGAGAUGAGAACUUGUUUCCUGACUCACAGACUUAUGCCGAAGUAAUAAGAGGAUUCUUGAGAUAUGGCUCCCCAUCAGAUGCAAUGAAUAUUUACGAGGACAUGAAAAAGUCACCUGAUCCACCAGAAGAGUUACCUUUUAGGGUAUUGUUGAAGGGUCUUUUACCUCACCCACUGCUAAGAAAUAGAGUAAAACAAGAUUUUGAAGAGAUGUUCCCAGAAAGGCAUAUCUAUGAUCCUCCAGAAGAAAUUUUUGGCAUGCACUGAGGUAUAUUCAGAGGCAUGAAUGUGUUUAUCAAUUGGAUGGUCGCGUUGCAAUAAAUGGGCGAAAACUGAGAAGCUGAUUAUUCUGAUUUCUGAUAGACAGAUUAGUUGUCCAUAUCAUUGUGCUGUCCUUUGUUGUUCAGCCAAGCUCAUUAAUACUGGGCCAUCUAUUCAACUCAACCAGUACAACUUUGCAUGGUUGCAAUGCCUGAUCUUAUGAGUAGUAACAGAAAAAAAAUGUGUUCUUCUUUGGGCCCACUUGUAUGAUUACGUUGUUAGAACAAUGUACUGGCGUCUGGCUACAUUCAUGUCGUUCCUUCCCUAACUGCAUGAGAGACCUACUUCGCAUGAACAUUGUGAUGGUACCUCAUUUCGUGACCCUGUUGAGUUUAUGGGUGAUGAUUAUUGUUA
Messenger RNA from Zea mays, 1238 nucleotides. RefSeq lists its product as uncharacterized. Lineage: Eukaryota; Viridiplantae; Streptophyta; Magnoliopsida; Poales; Poaceae. Gene Ontology annotation, molecular function: protein binding. The record is from RefSeq and is marked validated.